This is a messenger RNA of Filobasidium floriforme, 2831 nucleotides long. Its product is annotated as putative regulation of carbohydrate metabolism-related protein. Bases 139 to 2820 code for a protein of 893 amino acids. The record is from RefSeq and is a predicted model, not a curated record. The transcript has 3 exons. Gene Ontology annotation, biological process: protein catabolic process in the vacuole; cellular response to glucose starvation. NCBI's taxonomy places the organism in Eukaryota, Fungi, Basidiomycota, Tremellomycetes, Filobasidiales, Filobasidiaceae.
CCAGGAAUAAAACUGCCUUGCCCCUGAUAACGUCGGUCUUGCACUUCUGAAACUUUCGAUUACCGAUCCCCCCAGCCGCACCUAUCGACAUCGAACGCCACACACGGACAGUCUUGAACCUGGUUCAAACUCAUCACCAUGGCUCAAGUCGUCCCCUCCCUUACCUCGCUGCCGAUAGACUCGACAGCAGCGCCCUCGGUGGAAGACAUCCAAGCCCGUCUGCCUUCCAUCUGCGUCGACUAUCUCUCGCACGAUUGGGCCGAGGAAGACGUCUGGGCGAGUUGGAGGUCGAUGACGAGGCAUAAGAACGAGAUCGCCAACGGGGUCAGGCUGGAAAAUGCUAGUUGGAGGACGUGGUGGAAACAGAGGAACAAGCUCAAGACGAUCAGUCCGGAGACCUUGAAUUGGCUGAAAGACUCGGACGUCACCUGGCUGUAUGGGCCAUUACACACUGCCGUCGAACCCGUCCCACCGCCCAAGGUCGCCACAGCCGAAGAACGUCUGGGUCUCUCCCGAGCCGAUAGCGGAACCGUCAACGGCGUCCCGACGAAACCCAUCCUCAAACACAGGACAUUAUCGGAAAUGUUGUCCAUCCCGAACCCGUCAUCGCCCAUCCUCGAGGCCGUUCGAGCGGAAGAGGUGGACGAUCACGAUCUGGACGAGUCGAGGCCGAUCUUGUUGCACACCAAGAGUGACACCAAUAUCGUCACCAAGGGGCAUCAUCAGCGACGUAAAUCGCCACCCCGAGGUCCCAUCACAUCGGGAAGCAGGACCCCGCAGGACAACCCGUCGAGCGGUCAGAGGACGCCCGUCGAGGGCGUCUUGCCGCCUGCACAAGCCAGCAAGAAGCACAUCAGCUUCAACACGUUUGUCGAACAGUGCAUCGCCGUCGAUGACCCCGAGGAGAUCCCGGGUAUCGAAGGUACGGCAAUCGACGAGCAGGAUGAGGACGACGACGAGGACGAUGACGCCGUGCUCGAGAUGAGGAGCAUGUCAUCCGCCAGUUCGUCCGCCCGGUCCAACUCGAUCAGAUCCAAUUCGACCCGAUCGUCCCGCCCCUCGCUGUCUAGGCAGGGAUCGUCGUCCUCCCAGCCGGACCAUAUGACCAUCGCCAAAAUUGCACCGACGAUGCUCAAGACCAUGGGCGACUUCCCUAGCCCCAGCCCUCAGCUGGCUUAUGCGCCGACGGGCGAGUAUGCAGAGCGACAUGGUGGAGGGGACGAAGAUGACGUUCAUGACGAUGAGCAAGUGGACGCCGCGUACAAGCAACAGGCUUCGAGCGGAUACCCUGUGGGUAAUGCCAAGGGCGGUGAUGUCGACGGGGUGUCACCUGAGCCCGUCACUUCGCCAACCUGGGACGACGAAGACGAUUACGCCGUCGGUUUCGACUACUUUUCUGGACCCGAUCUAGGGGUCGGGGACGAGUAUGAUACCGCCGCCAAACGGGGCGGGGCGGGAACCAGGACGGUCCAGACGCACCUCGGAGGUGGGGCUUCGUAUGGCAAGCAACAGGCUGCCACCGUCGGUCAGGCCCCGCAACAACCCAAAUGGAGGUCGUCGUCAUCGGGAACCUCUAGCUCGUCGACUUCGGGUACGGCCUCGCCCAACACCAAGACGCCAACGUCAUACUCGCCCAACAAGGUGUCGUCUCCCACCUCACCCGAGAACGCAGGGAUCAGCUCGCCUCCUCAGCCCGGACGAAGCAUCCUCAAGAUCAGGACCCCUGGUUCCCAGCAGCCGUACUAUGAAGAGACCAGCCCGACUAACAGUCAUUUCAACUGGAAACCUUCGGCCGCGACCGGUCAAGGUGGCCUGGAACAGGGUGUCCGUCGGGUGAUCAAGGAGCCCGUCGCUGGGUCGUUGCCUUCGUAUGACGUCAACGAUUCAUACUUUGGUCAGACGGGGAGUGGAGGAGCUGGUAACGAAACGCCCCCCUUGCAACCUUUGGUCAGCACCGAAAAGGCAUCCGGUUCGACAUCUCCCGGACGGGAUGGCGAGUCGCGAGGCAGGUCGGCCGUAAGGACCGGGGUCAACAUUGCCGAGCGAUCAGCCAGUCGAGGUACGGGAAGCGCUGCAGCGACGUCUAUCUCGCCCAGUUCGUCCCGGAUGGCGGCCCAGCCGCCUACGAAUGCCAAAUCGUCCAGCAAAUCGUCAACAGCCACUGCCGAUGCUUCGGGUCCCAAGUCGCCACCUUUGGCCACGGACAAGCCUUCGGCACCCCAAGUUCAACGACCAGUCGGCCUGGGCGGUACAAUGCCCAAGGACAGCGUUGCCAUGAUGAAGGAAGAGAAGGCAGAGAAGGCGGCGGCGCCAGAAGACGAGGUCGAGUCGGAAGAGUACGUCCCGGACCGUGGCAGUACGCCGACGCCGCAUUCUUCACCUCAGGUCGCGAUACGGCCACUAGUCGACACAUCCCCGGCCUCGCUUCCACACGCGCAGACGGUGCAUGUACCAGGCAAGAAGCAGGCUAGUGGAAGUGUUUCGGCGGCAGAACAAUCGGCAUCGACAUUAAAGGCUCAGAAUAAUGUAACAUCAAUCGGAAGGCGACAUCAGCGAGGAGCAUCCAUGCCGAGCGGCAGUAGUGCUGGACAGACGGGAGGAUCGGGCGGAUAUUUCAAGUCGAGCUUGAAUCAGCAGCAUGGUCGGGGAGGAGACGAGGGGGACGGUAGUUUGAUGAGUAAUCUUGCGACGACGGCCAAAGAUCUCUUUGGAGCGCUGUGGACGUAUGGCGGGCAACAGAACAACGCAGGGACGCCCACUUCGGAAAACGGCGAUUCGAAACGGGAUUCCAACAAGGAUUUCUCGUCGGAUGCCGCUUGAUCGAAAACCAG